AUGAAGCGAGUCAAGAUGCGUUACCAUGGGAUGUUCAAUUACCCCAAUGGUCGGAAUAUCACAGAAGACGCCGAUCCCCCCGGCGAAAAUCAAUACGUGACUGUCUUCUUCAACUGGUCUGAUCGCCUCCGCAAUGACGGACAGCUCAUGGAUCUCGUCGUGGACCACAUUAUGGCCCGAGACGGAAUCAUCACCCCCACACCUGUUCACCACGACAUCCGAUUCUGUCUCUCUUUGCAGAUUCCCAGACACUGGAACCCUACUGAUGCUUCCGUUACAUCAAUUGCAAUUGGCAUUGCCCAAUGGUACAAGAGCGAGAUUAUCCAUGCUGGCAUGAACAUCGAUAGGAGCUACUUGUUCCGCUUUGCACAUCGGCCAGGCGAGGAGGGUACACCGUUGCCCUACACUGCCUCCCCGAUCAAGCUACUAUGGAGCGAUCUAUGUUUGUUCUUGAGCCUUGUUAGGCAUCUGCCGGGCAUUUUUCUACCCCUGCAUUUAUGUCGCGCCCGCCCAUUAGACGAGUUUUAUCCCUCGAUACACAAUAUAUUUAUUGUGGCAGUUCAUCUGUUUCUCGCGGUUUACCAAGUUGUAUUCCUGGUCUCCCUUCCGCUCUUGGUGAUUUGCAUGAUCCCCGGCCUAUGGAUCCUUGCAUAUUUUGUUGUUGGAAUUAGCUUCAACUAUGCGAUCGUAAUGUUUUGCUUGAAUGGGGUUGACCAAAUUCUUGUUUCUGCGGUGCCUGUGGCUGAGCGACCAGGACAUGAUCGUGAGUGUUGGCUGUUUAUAAAUGGAAUCGCGGCUGGAGAUCGAUGGGUGCAAAUGAACAUUGAUCAGCUGUCAUACACCUUUGGACGGAAGUCUAGUGCCGGUGUGGUUUUUGAUUUGAUCGAGUGUUUGAUUCAACGCGACUUCUCAUACGCUACUGGCGAUAUUCGAAGAGCAUAUGCUUUGGUUAAGAAAGCGCUCUUAGAUCCUGAAUGUGACAAGGUCGUUUUGAUUCUUCACAGCCAAGGCGGCAUUGAAGGUGGAUUGGUCAUGGACUGGCUUUUGGAUGAGCUACCGCACGAUCUUCUCCACCAUUUGGAAGUAUAUACUUUCGGAAAUGCGGCGAGCCACUUCAAUAAUCCACGAUGGACGAAGUUGGCAAGACCAGAAGCGGUGCAAACACAGGAUUUGGUGCAUCAGUUUGGUCAAUCCAUCGGCCAUAUUGAGCACUACGCCAACUCAGGUGAUAUUGUAGCACUAGGAGGCGUGCUUCACUUCGUGGACAUCCCCAAUCGAUAUAUGGGCCGGCUUUUCGUCCGUCCAAACUCAGGACAUGUGCUCAAUAUGCAUUAUCUGAGCAAUAUGUUCACUCUCGGUCCUGACAUGAAGGUCCUCGAGUCCAACCCUUUCAUGGACAUGGAGGUCGAACCCUGGGCAACUGCCGGGAUAAACGGGUAUUCUGGUCCUCCGCAUAGAGUCAGAUAUCAACCCACUAUAGCCCGGGAUGAGGCAUUUCUUCCCGCCGCACUGAGCCUGCAACGAUUUCAGCCGAAUGGUACGAGUCGAAUACUGCGUGUCAAAGAUUUCAGUCGACUUUGGCAAUAUAGAAAUGGAGGAUCACCCCAAGUGCCCAGUAACAUGAUUAGUGAGGCGAUCAUGUAG
Penicillium soppii is the source of this 1644-nucleotide messenger RNA. RefSeq lists its product as uncharacterized. NCBI's taxonomy places the organism in Eukaryota, Fungi, Ascomycota, Eurotiomycetes, Eurotiales, Aspergillaceae. The record is from RefSeq and is a predicted model, not a curated record. The transcript has 3 exons. The coding region runs from base 1 to 1644 and encodes 547 amino acids.